AUGCUGGCAGCAGGAGAGCAUGAAGCCUGCAGGAUGGGCGCGAACAAUGGCAAACAGUACGGCAGUGAGGGCAAAGGCAGCUCAAGCAUCUCAUCCGACGUGAGUUCAAGUACAGAUCACACACCGACCAAAGCUCAGAAGAAUGCGGCUACCAGUGAAGAUUCCGACCUGAGCAUGCGGACACUCAGCACACCCAGCCCAGCGCUAAUAUGUCCGCAGAAUUCUCACGGCUUCCAGAAUGGCCGAGGAUCUUCCACUUCUUCAUCCUCAGUCACCGGGGAGACAGUUGCUAUGGUCCAUUCACCUCCUCCAACCCGCCUUACUCAUCCUCUCAUCCGGCUGGCAUCCAGACAGCAGAAAGAACAGGCCAACAUAGACCGUCUCCCAGACCACUCCAUGAUCCAAAUUUUCUCUUUCCUGCCUACCAACCAGUUGUGCCGUUGUGCACGAGUGUGUCGCCGCUGGUAUAACCUUGCCUGGGACCCACGGCUUUGGAGGACUAUUCGCCUGACAGGCGAAACAAUCAACGUAGACAGGGCUCUUAAAGUGCUGACCCGGAGGCUUUGUCAGGACACGCCAAAUGUAUGUCUCAUGUUGGAGACGGUAAUUGUUAGUGGCUGCAGGCGGCUCACAGACAGAGGACUCUACACCAUUGCCCAGUGCUGUCCAGAGCUGAGGAGGCUAGAGGUGUCGGGCUGUUACAACAUCUCCAAUGAAGCAGUCUUUGAUGUGGUGUCGCUGUGUCCAAACCUUGAGCACCUGGAUGUGUCAGGCUGUUCCAAAGUGACAUGCAUUAGUUUGACCCGCGAAGCCUCCAUCAAGCUGUCCCCAUUACAUGGCAAACAGAUCUCUAUCCGCUACCUGGACAUGACAGACUGUUUUGUGCUCGAGGACGAAGGCCUGCACACCAUCGCCGCACACUGCACUCAACUGACUCAUCUGUACCUGCGCCGCUGUGUCCGCAUCACCGAUGAAGGCCUCCGUUACCUAAUGAUUUACUGCACAUCCAUCAAGGAGCUGAGCGUGAGCGACUGCCGCUUCGUCAGCGACUUCGGCAUGCGGGAGAUCGCCAAGUUGGAGUCGCGCCUGCGGUACCUCAGCAUCGCACACUGCGGUCGCAUCACAGACGUGGGCAUCCGUUACAUUGCCAAGUACUGCAGCAAGCUGCGCUACCUCAAUGCGCGGGGCUGCGAGGGCAUCACGGACCAUGGCGUGGAGUACCUCGCCAAAAAUUGCACAAAACUCAAAUCGUUGGAUAUUGGCAAGUGCCCGCUGGUCUCAGACACCGGCCUGGAGUUUCUGGCCCUGAACUGCUUCAACUUGAAGCGCCUGAGCCUGAAGUCAUGUGAGAGCAUCACAGGCCAGGGCCUACAGAUCGUAGCUGCGAACUGCUUUGACCUGCAGAUGCUGAACGUGCAGGACUGUGAGGUUUCCGUGGACGCUCUGCGUUUUGUUAAACGCCAUUGCAAGCGCUGUAUUAUUGAGCACACCAACCCCGCUUUUUUCUGA
Emys orbicularis (European pond turtle) is the source of this 1509-nucleotide messenger RNA. It is a transcript of the gene FBXL7, whose product is annotated as F-box and leucine rich repeat protein 7. Lineage: Eukaryota; Metazoa; Chordata; Testudines; Emydidae. Gene Ontology annotation, biological process: SCF-dependent proteasomal ubiquitin-dependent protein catabolic process. Gene Ontology annotation, molecular function: protein binding. Gene Ontology annotation, cellular component: SCF ubiquitin ligase complex; cytoplasm. Bases 1 to 1509 code for a protein of 502 amino acids. The transcript has 4 exons. The record is from RefSeq and is a predicted model, not a curated record.